This is a messenger RNA of Aphanomyces astaci, 579 nucleotides long. RefSeq lists its product as hypothetical. Lineage: Eukaryota; Oomycota; Saprolegniomycetes; Saprolegniales; Verrucalvaceae. The annotation marks the transcript as partial. The record is from RefSeq and is a predicted model, not a curated record. The transcript has a single exon. Gene Ontology annotation, molecular function: ATPase-coupled transmembrane transporter activity.
ACUUGCUGCGGCUCUCAAUUACACCGCUGGGCCCUGGCUGAAGGAGCUCGAAGAGCAAACGAUCGCCCUCUUGGAACCCAACAGCGUCAACAUGAAUCUGACCGUGCGGGGUCGCCUCAAGAGCCAGCGUGUGUCCAAGGCAGACACCCCCGACAGCGCCAUAUACUUGAUCAAGUGGAACGAGAACCGCAGCAUCGGCAUCCUCGAUUGCUGGCGUCUCGCCAGCGCACCACCAUCAUCAUUGCCCAACGCUUGUCGACGAUUCGAGAUGCUGACCGCAUUGUCGUGCUGAGCCAUGGCAGUGUGUUGGAAGAUGGCACCCACGACUCGCUCUUCAAAAUUGAAGACGGUCACUACAAAGCGUUGGUGGAUGCCCAGCUGCGCGAGUGUCGCCUCGCCAAGGGCGUGUACCCCAUGGUCGUGCUCGUGUGUCGGGAUCCGUGCUGCGACGCGCUGCGGCACGUGCACAUCGGCGACCUCCUCGUAGAAAUCAAUGGCCGAGACACGGCCAUGAUGAGCGUCAAGAAGACCGUUGGGUUUUGUGAAAACGUGCACCAAGACCGCCUUGCUCAAGUUUAA